AUCAGGAUCAAAAUUAAACGGAUCUAAAAGUUCAGGGACCAGUAAUGCAAUGUACCUUCGAGGGAGCUCGAGGAAGCAUCGGCGCCUUCUACACUCUUCGUCGUGGAGCUUGCCCCAACAAAAGUCGAAGAGAGUUCGAAGCCGCUUAGGGUUAGGGUUAGGGUUGGGUUACUACGAAAGCUUCUCUCUCUCUCUCUCUCUCUCUCUCUCUCUCUCUUCCUUCGUCGUUUUGGGAGUUGGGGAAAUGGCGAUGGGUGCUGCACCCGUGGCGGGGUCGGGGCUCUCCAAAUUCCUCUCCCCGCGCCGCCGCAUCCAAUCCACCGACAUCGCCGCCGCCGCCUCCUGGACCGUCGCCGCCGCAACCACCGCACUAUGGCUCAUCCAGCCUUUCGACUGGCUGAAGAAGAAGCUAUUCGAGAAACCAGAAGAAGAGAAGUGAAGUUGUGAAAUACCUAUGCUUAGAGUGACCAGAGGAAAACUUGUUAUGACUUGUGAAUAUCCAACUGUGCUUAGUAUUCUGAGAUAGUAGAAAAAAUGAGGAGCUUAGGUGAUACCUGUAACCUAAAUAAGAAGGAUCUUGUUGCAUGUAGAGCUUAAUUAAUUUUCUUUUUAAUAUUAAGAAAGAAAUGUGAAUUUCUAGGGAAAGACACUGUGUUCUUGAGUUGAUUGUAUUUUAAAUCAACCCACUUUCCCCAACUCAAAUUUUCUCUAAAUUUCUUUUUUUGUCACUAAGCCUCUGUUUAUCGCAACUAAUGCAUCGAAUUGUAAGUUCCGUUGAAA
Messenger RNA from Ananas comosus (pineapple), 780 nucleotides. RefSeq lists its product as uncharacterized. The coding region runs from base 50 to 439 and encodes 129 amino acids. The record is from RefSeq and is a predicted model, not a curated record. Lineage: Eukaryota; Viridiplantae; Streptophyta; Magnoliopsida; Poales; Bromeliaceae. The transcript is spliced from 2 exons.